Molecule: messenger RNA, 1406 nt
Organism: Medioppia subpectinata
Lineage: Eukaryota; Metazoa; Arthropoda; Arachnida; Sarcoptiformes; Oppiidae
Source: the annotation of a GenBank genome assembly
AACGUUUUUAUAUAAAUUUUUACAUAAAGUAAUAAAAAAAAUAAGAGAAAGUUUGUUAUAAUAUAAUAUCGAAACCAGUUUUCACUCUUCGAUAGCAGUGGUUAUCAAAGAUGUCUGUAUUAAAAGUCCACUACUUUUUAUGGUUCGGAUCCCUGAGUGGUAUUAUGCCAUUCGUGGCCGUCUUCGCCACUCAACACAGUGUGGCCAACACUGAAGACAUCGGAAUUUUAUACUUUGUUCUGCCAUUCAUUGUCUCAAUAUUCAAACCCCUCUUCUGUUCGAUAGCCGACAGAAACAAUUCACAUAAAAAAGUCUUAAUAUUUUCAAUCAUAGCAACCAUUUUGGGUUAUGGACUGCUUUUAUUGAUAAUAUAUGUCAAUUUUGGUGUCUUCUCGUGGUAUAUGUUUUGCAUAUUAAUACUGAUCGCUAACUCUGGACAGGGAAUCGUCAUCUCUCUCAACGAUUACCUCGUUAUGAAAGAAGUGACACGACUUAACCGAAACUACGGCGCGUAUCGUGUCUGGGGUACAGUCGGUUGGGGCGGCUUUGGGGUAAUCGCCGGCAUUGUUAAUCAAUACAUCACUAAAUUACCAUUUCUAUUGCCCGGCCUAUUGAUGUUUCGGAAACCACUUUCGGUGGUAUUGAAGGCCCCAUUCAAAGCCUCGUGGAAAGCAGUGGUACACGUGUUUCAUAUAUUCCGAAACAAUCCAUCGCUAAUUCAAUACAUAGUGAUUGUGUUAAUCUUCGGCGCAUUGACUGCCUUUCACUGGUCUUAUUAUUUCAUAUACUUGGAGAAAAUCCGUGGCAACGACUCUCUCCUCAUGGGUUUGGCGCUAUUCGUCGAGUCAUUCGCCGGAGAGCUUCCGCUCUUCAUUGUAGCCAAUGUUAUACUUAGAUAUUGCGGGCCUUCGAUGUCACUCAACAUAAGUUUGGCCGCUUUCGCCUUCAGAUAUUUCAUCUACGGCUAUGUUUUCACUGUCGGCACCACUUAUUGGGAUAUUUUGCUCGUAGAAGUGGUUCAGGGUUUGACUUUCGGACUGUUUUAUACAGUGAUGACAGAUUUGGCUCAACAUUACGCCACUCAAGAAAAUCACCGGAUUUUGGCGGCGAGAGAAGCGAUCAAAGAGAUGGCAGAUAAAGACACGGAAGCCGUUGACGAGACAAUCGCCGUUAAUUCUGUGGACGAUCUGACGUCUAGAAGUUACGCAACAUUACAGGGCAUUAUGUCCGGCGCUUUCGAGGGCAUAGGGCUGGGCAUCGGGGCUCUGGCGGGAGGGUAUCUGAUCAAUAGGAUAGAUGUGUUUGCCAUCUGGAAAGUGGGCGCAUUCCUCGCCCUCUUUGCCAUUAUAUUCAAUGUUAGCGUCGAAGCGAUUAAAUAUGUUUACAACAAAAGACAUGUCAAAUAG